AUGUCUUCAUUCUUGUCCUCGAUGGGCAUCGGCAGCCGCGUCAACGCCGGACGCAGCCCUUCACGCCCCGCCGCCCCUCCCUCGAACACCCAGCACCCUCCCCAGCAGCAACAGAUGUCGCAGCCUACUCCCGGCUCGGGGUACUCGAACGCACCGCUUCCUCGCGGAUCGUCGAACGGCGCGCAGGGGACUAAGGGACAGCAGCAGACGGAGCGGUUGUACCUUUGUCUUCCGUUCGUCAAGGCUGCACUCGUCAAGGGAAACUUCAAGACUAUCGUGGCGCUGCCAAAGUAUGUCGACGUGAACGAAUGGGUCGCCGUCAACCUUGUCGACCUGUUCAACAACCUCAACCUCUUCUACUCUGUCGUCACCGAGUUCUGCACCGUCGAGAACAACCCCACCAUGUCGGCUGGUCCAGGCAUGGACUACACCUGGAUCGACGCGAGCCGGAAACGCGUCAAGCUGCCCGCGCCGCAAUACAUCGACUACGUCCUGACGUGGGUCGAAGGUCUCAUCAAGGACGAAGCGGUCUUCCCUACGAAAGCCGGUCGCGAAUUCUCGCCCAACUUCCCCUCGGUCGCGCGACACAUCUACACGCAACUCUUGCGGAUCUUUGCGCACCUCUACCACGCGCACUACGACGUGUACCUCCAUCUCAGUAUGGAGGGACACCUCAAUAGCCUCUUUGCGCACUUUUUGACGUUUGGGAGGGAGUUUGAUUUGCUCGAGCCGAAGGAGUGUAGGGCGCCGAAGGAGGGGUGGCCGUUCGUCAUUGGCGACUUGAUGGAUGCCUGGCGAGGGCUCGGCAUCCUCGAGGCGUGA
This is a messenger RNA of Rhodotorula toruloides NP11, 822 nucleotides long. RefSeq names its product Mob1/phocein family protein. The record is from RefSeq and is a predicted model, not a curated record. Gene Ontology annotation, molecular function: protein kinase activator activity. NCBI's taxonomy places the organism in Eukaryota, Fungi, Basidiomycota, Microbotryomycetes, Sporidiobolales, Sporidiobolaceae. Gene Ontology annotation, biological process: signal transduction; cell division; positive regulation of protein phosphorylation. Gene Ontology annotation, cellular component: cytoplasm; nucleus. The transcript is spliced from 6 exons. The coding region runs from base 1 to 822 and encodes 273 amino acids.